AUGAUUCCAAGUUUUACUCGAACGUUUUCUUCCACAACUAAAGUUGUUAAAAAGGUGAAUUGUGCUGUAUAUGGGAGUGGAUUAUCCGCUAGUGGAGCGCUAGGCAUUCCUAACCUGGUAGUGAACAAUAAAGUAGUGAAAGCUCGUGAGCAGCCAAAACCCACUCGCAUCACGUAUCUAAACACUCUUGGCAUUAACAAGAUAUCAGCUGGAUUUGGCUUUUCGUUAUUUGCUUCGAACAGCAAGCUAUUUGGAGCUGGUCUGAACAAUAGGUUUCAAGUAACAACACAACUAGGGAAAGAAGGUGUUCAAGACUACUAUAUAAGCUGUAAGAAGCUUGCUCUACCUGAAAAUGUGAAAAUCCUCUCCAUUUCAAGCGGAAGAGCACAUUCUUUGGUCGCCACGAACGUAGGGUUGUUUGCGUUCGGUGAUAACUGUCAUGGUCAAUGUGGUGUGAACCCAGAAAUCCAUUCUGAAGUUUUCGGCACCGCUGAGAAACCUCUGCCGUUAGUUAAUAUCCCAUCAGAAGCAUUAGUUACAAGUGUUCACUGUGCUCUGGAUACUUCUUUCGCUGUGACUUCAAAAGGAGAAGUUUUCGCUUUUGGUCUUAAUGAAGAUGGUCAGUGCUCUAACGGAUCUUAUGGAAUACAGUUUCAUCCGAGUUUGAUAACUGGAGAUGCAUCUGAUGUUCCGAUUGUUGAAGUAAGUGGCAGUUCUGACACAAUUUUUGGAUUAUCAAAAGAGGGAGAAGCUUUCAUUUGGGGCCAAUGCGAGUAUAAUCAAGCUGGGGAAGGAUUGAGAGAUGUCCAAUUGAACGUCUCCAGAAGAUUACCAUUUAACUUAGGGAAUGUUACUUCUAUUGGUAGUUCUACUGCAGCUGUGGUAGCUUCUAAUUCAGAAGGACAAGUAUACGUUUGGGGAGUCGGACUGCUAGGAUUGGGUCCCUCUGUUCAAAGGCUUGUUCGCCCAACCAUGAUGGAUCAACCACUGUUCAACAACAAAAAGGUGACCCAAGUUUAUGGUGGUAAUACUGGGAUGUGUGCUAUAAAUGAAGAAGGGACUUGUUUCAGUUGGGGCCAGAACAGAUAUGGUCUGCUGGCUCUGGGACACUACAAAGAUCAGUAUUUUCCUUUCCAAGUCAGUGUUCCUGGUGACGUGAAAACCGUUGCUAUCGGACCAGAUCACGCAUUAGUUUUGAUGAAAUAG
This is a messenger RNA of Auanema sp. JU1783, 1206 nucleotides long. The record is from the annotation of a GenBank genome assembly. Lineage: Eukaryota; Metazoa; Nematoda; Chromadorea; Rhabditida; Rhabditidae.